Bombina bombina (fire-bellied toad) is the source of this 2362-nucleotide messenger RNA. Its product is annotated as tubulin alpha-3 chain. Gene Ontology annotation, cellular component: cytoplasm; microtubule. Gene Ontology annotation, molecular function: structural constituent of cytoskeleton; GTP binding. Lineage: Eukaryota; Metazoa; Chordata; Amphibia; Anura; Bombinatoridae. The coding region runs from base 73 to 1425 and encodes 450 amino acids. The transcript is spliced from 4 exons. The record is from RefSeq and is a predicted model, not a curated record. Gene Ontology annotation, biological process: microtubule cytoskeleton organization; mitotic cell cycle.
AAAUUGCACAAAGGAAACUCAGACUUUGUGCUCUGUUCAUUUCUUUUGCUGUUGUGCUGUUAGUGCUGAGCAAUGAGGGAGUGCAUCUCUGUACAUAUUGGCCAAGCAGGAGUGCAGAUGGGCAAUGCCUGCUGGGAGCUGUAUUGUCUGGAGCAUGGAAUCCAGCCUGAUGGGAUUAUCCCUUCUGACAGAGUUGCGGGACUUGUGGAUUCAUCGUUUGGAACCUUCUUCAGUGAGACCGGCUCAGGGAAACAUGUGCCCCGUGCUGUCUUUAUUGACCUGGAGCAGACGGUCAUUGAUGAGAUCCGAACUGGAACUUAUCGAUCACUGUUUCAUCCAGAGCAAAUGAUUACUGGCAGGGAAGAUGCAGCUAAUAAUUAUGCCCGGGGACAUUACACCAUUGGAAAAGAAGUCAUUGAUACUGUUUUGGACAGAGUCCGUAAGAUGGCAGACCAGUGUAGUGGCCUUCAAGGAUUUCUGGUCUUCCAUAGCUAUGGAGGAGGAACAGGAUCUGGCUUCACUUCUCUGAUGAUGGAACGUCUUUCUGUUGACUUUGGCAAGAAGUCAAAGCUUGAAUUCUCAAUCUAUCCUGCUCCACAGGUCUCCACGGCAGUAGUAGAACCUUAUAACUCUAUCCUGACAACCCACACAACCUUAGAACAUUCGGACUGUGCCUUUAUGGUAGACAACGAGGCCAUCUAUGAUAUCUGCAACCGUAACUUGGACAUUGAAAGACCCUCUUAUACCAACUUGAAUAGGUUAAUUGCACAAAUUGUCUCCUCAAUCACAGCUUCCUUAAGGUUUGAUGGUGCUCUGAAUGUUGACUUAACAGAGUUUCAAACCAAUUUGGUGCCUUAUCCUAGAAUCCACUUCCCACUGGUCACCUAUUCACCUAUAAUAUCUGCAGAAAAAGCUUACCACGAGCAGCUAUCUGUGCCAGAAAUUACCAAUGCUUGCUUUGAAUUUUCCAACCAGAUGGUAAAAUGUGACCCUAGACGUGGUAAAUACAUGGCUUGCUGCUUAUUAUACAGAGGUGAUGUAGUGCCCAAAGAUGUCAAUGCGGCCAUUGCUGCAAUUAAAACCAGGAGGUCCAUUCAGUUUGUUGAUUGGUGUCCUACUGGUUUUAAGGUGGGAAUUAAUUACCAGCCUCCCACUGUUGUCCCAGGAGGGGACCUGGCUAAAGUUCAGCGUGCUGUCUGUAUGCUGAGCAACACUACAGCUAUUGCUGAGGCUUGGGCCAGGUUAGACCACAAGUUUGACCUGAUGUACUCAAAGAGAGCAUUUGUACAUUGGUAUGUGGGAGAAGGUAUGGAGGAAGGGGAGUUCUCUGAGGCAAGAGAGGAUAUGGCUGCCCUGGAGAAGGAUUAUGAAGAGGUGGGAACAGAAUCUGGUGAUGGUGCAGAUGAAGAAGAGGAUGUAUACUAGAUUUAAAUAUCCUUUAUCCUAAUGAUAUUAAUAAAUGUAAAUUACCUCCUGCUGUACAUGUAAAUUCUUAAACUUAUAUUCAAAGAUAAAAUAACAUUCUUAUUUCUUGUGUGGUCUUUGUAAGAUAACUGCCACAAAAUACUAAGUUAGACUUUAAUAUUUAGGUGUUAAGAAAUGUUUUAGAUUAGAAUUUAUAUGCUGAAAAGGUGUGGUCAGUAUCUCACUUUAAUCCUGGUUGCACUGUCCAAUUGGAGUUCUAAUUCACUAGUGCUUGACAAGUCAUUAGGGUCUUGUUUAACACAUACUCUUCCUGUGGGCUUCAAAAAGUCACUUUGCAAUGCAGUUACUAUACAGAAAGUGUAACCUAUUCAAAUAUUGCUUUUGCAUAUUCAUGCCACACUAUUCAAUAAAUAGAAGGACCAGAAUUACCACCCUCAUAUGUUACUGACACACAAAAGACUAAUUGCCCUUUUUAAGUUACAUUUUGAGUGAUAAUGGAUCAUACUCAGUUUUGCCUAGUAAAAAAAGGGGCAAUUGAAAAAAACACUUAAACCAGGUAUUGCCAUAAACAUAAUGAUCAAUGGUUUGGUUUCCUGGGGGUUUUCAUUAUCUGCCUAAAAAUCCUGAUGACAAAUCAUUCUGCAGUAAUGGGUUUUAACCCCCUAAAUGUGGUUUGAAUGGCAUGGAACGUCUUGCGGCUUCCUCUUUUUUUGCACAAGGAAAAAUCAGACUGGAGGGCGAGCCUAGCAGCAUAGGCAGUCCCAAAUGAACCAAUCCUGGCCUUUCUAUUACAUGACUGCAUAGACUAUCAUGUGACUAACAUUCUUACUAGAAAACAUUAGCAAUAGAAGUAAGUUGUUCAAAAUACCAUCUGUCUGACUCAUGAAUGACAAUGUGUGGGUUUUAUGUCCUGUUAAUAAAAGCUGAUUUUCCAGUA